Acyrthosiphon pisum (pea aphid) is the source of this 452-nucleotide messenger RNA. RefSeq names its product serine hydroxymethyltransferase, cytosolic-like. Gene Ontology annotation, molecular function: pyridoxal phosphate binding; glycine hydroxymethyltransferase activity. Gene Ontology annotation, cellular component: mitochondrion; cytoplasm; nucleus. The annotation marks the transcript as partial. Gene Ontology annotation, biological process: tetrahydrofolate metabolic process. Lineage: Eukaryota; Metazoa; Arthropoda; Insecta; Hemiptera; Aphididae. The transcript has 3 exons. The record is from RefSeq and is a predicted model, not a curated record.
GCUUGGAUUUACCAGAUGGUGGUCAUAUCAGUCAUGGUCUGAUGGCUCAAAAAAAAAGAUUGUCUGCAGCAUCAAUAUUUUUUGAAACUUUACCAUAUCACGUAAAUAUGGAAACUGGUUUAAUUGAUUAUGACGAGUUAGAAAAAUCUGCAAAGAAUUUUAAGCCUGAUAUUAUUAUUGCUGGCGUAACUUCCUACCCAAGGACAUUGGACUAUAAACGUUUUAGAACAAUAGCUCAGGCUAGUGAUUCUUACUUGAUGGCUGAUAUGUCACAUAUUAGUGGUUUAGUUGCUGCUGGUGUUAUUCCUUCACCUUUUGAAUAUUGUGAUGUGGUCACUUCUACUACUCAUAAAACAUUAAGAGGUCCUCGAGCUGGAGUCAUAUUUUAUCGUAAAGGAGUUAAAUCAGUAUCAAAAACUGGUGAAAAUGUCAUGUAUGACUUGGAAGACCGU